Messenger RNA from Mizuhopecten yessoensis (Yesso scallop), 1244 nucleotides. RefSeq lists its product as uncharacterized. The record is from RefSeq and is a predicted model, not a curated record. Gene Ontology annotation, molecular function: endopeptidase activity; signaling receptor binding. The coding region runs from base 74 to 928 and encodes 284 amino acids. Lineage: Eukaryota; Metazoa; Mollusca; Bivalvia; Pectinida; Pectinidae. The transcript is spliced from 4 exons.
CACUGACGAGGAUAGUUGUUGAUCGAGCACGCGCGUUAUAUUGUUAUCAACAGUGGUCAACAGUGAUAACAAGAUGCAGUUUUUAAGAUUCGGUAAAUAUUUCCAGUGUAUCGUUAUCGCAUUGAUGUCUACUCUAGCUGUAGUUGUGACAUCACAGUGUCUAGAUAUAUCAACGUUGGAUUCAUAUCUCCAUGGAAACAGACUGGAAUGCUAUGGCAACUGUAAACAUGUAAUCUCGGGUGUGUUUGCCGCUGUACUUUGUUUGAAGGAAUGUUUGAUGUUUUCCUUUUGUACGGCUGUGAACUACAAUAAGGAUGCACUAGAGUGUCAGCUAGUGUACAUCCAAGGGGCACUGCAAUCCGAUAUGGCAAUAGCCAGCAACGACUGGGAGACCGUAUACUCCACCGGUAUACCUCAGAGUCUGGUAGGGGAGUGUGCAAACCACGAGUGUAAUGUAGACCAGAAAUGUAUUGAGCUGACGUCAGGAAUACGGACAUGCGUCAAUCACGGUAUGCAAUUGGUCCCCGGGUUAUAUGCUCACUUCAUUCCCAAUACGGAACAGUAUCAUCUACAACAAAACCCCAAGCUGGCUAUCUAUCGAUGUACGACCUUGACUGAACCGGAGGCAACCACGUCAUGUCCGAUCUCCAGGGUUGUUGACGAUGUUUGUACACCUGCCAAUGUGUCCUGUUCAGCCACAGACUGUUUUAAUACUUCGGUGCAGUAUGUAGGGCGUGUAUCAUGCACAGUGAAUGGGACGCUCUGUCAGAGAUGGGAUACAACAUUGCCUCAUGUUGGAAACUUCCUAAAAGAUAGAACAGAUCUCCAGAAUUGGUGCCGAAUCGCGGGAGAAACGUCCCGACCCUGGUGCUACACAACUGAUCCAGAUGUACGCUGGGAAUACUGCCCUAUCCAAGAUUGCUCUUAGGAUCACGUUGCUGAAAGGACAAAUGACUCUUUUUUUCUCAUCCCGUCUUCUAAUGAACUGAGCUGUUGCGAGGACGUUAACACCCCCAGUUAUAUUAUGAAGACAAGUGAAGCUCCCUAAUGGUAACACAUGCGUGCGUAAACAAAUUUAAUUCCCUUGAUAUACAUUGCCCUUACUUUUUGACGUCCGGAAGUACUCGUCCAGUGGGAACUGGAAGUGUAUCCCGAACCAAAGUUUGGUUUGGGUUUGGUUCUAUUUUGUUUAACGUUCUAAAACAGCUAAGGUCAUUUAAAGGGACAUCACGCGGAGAGCCAUC